UUUGUGUUGGAUCAAAUUCAAAACCCAUUUAAAUUCACCAUCACUUUGUAAGACAAACGCAUCAAAUUUUUUCAAAGUUCUCAAUAAACAUCAUUAAACAUCUGGAAAUUAUACGUCUUUUCAUUAAUUAAGAACAUUUUUUACGUUUUUUGAAUUUACUCUUUGUCAGUUUAGGGGGAUAUUUUUUCAGUCUUUUGCAUAGUAUCUCAAAUAAAAAGAUCAUAAAGUCUCUGCAAUUCAUUAAGUACACUUUUAAUUGAUUAAGAACACUUUUUUACACUAUUAGAAUUUUAUCGGUCAAUUCAGGCGGAAAUUUGUUCAAUUUUAUGGCAAAUUUGAAUUGGAUGUUGAGAAGAUUAAGAAGACGAAGAAAUUGGAUUAUUUAGGGUUGAAUAUCUGGUGACUUUGAGGUUUGUUCGUAUAGCAAAGGUUUAUACAAUACAGACUGAGGUCGAAAAUAUGGAGGUUAGGGUUUGUAGUCCAGCUGGUGAUAUAUGGAGGAGAAAUAUUGCUGUAGGUAGUGGUCCUGGUGGAGGAGGUGAGAGAAAGUACAGUCAUGAAAGCGAGCAUGAUUUGGCGGUAAUGGUGAGCGAUUUUUUGGAAAAUACUGGAAGCUAUGGUGCUGAUUCUUGGUGUAGUAGUGAUAGAGAAUCUGGUUUCUCCGAUCUUCAUCACCUUGCCGAUAAGAUUUCGCGCUCCUUGGAUCAGUAUGAGAGUGACCUGCAGGCUGUGGUUCAGUGUCUCUUACUUUCGAUGGGUGGAACUGAUUUUCAGCUUGUCAAGACUGGUAUAUGUAAUGGGAGCUGUAUCCGUUAUGCUUUGGCGAAGCUUCUCAAAUCAUCGGGAUACAAUGCUUCUGUCUGUGUUUCAAAAUGGCAGGGAUGUAACAAGGUUCCUGGAGGUGAUCAUGAAUAUAUUGAAGUGGUGAAUUACUUAAAUGAUGGAAGCAUGGAACAUGUGAUAAUUGACAUUGAUUUCCGAAGCCACUUUGAGAUCGCCCGAGCUGUUGAAUCCUAUGACAAGAUUUUAAAAUCUCUUCCUGUUGCUUUUGUUGGCUCAUUGACGAAAUUAAAACAGUUUCUUCAAGUUAUGGCUGAAGCUGCCAGCGUUUCUCUGAAGCAGAAUUCUAUGCCACUUCCUCCAUGGAGAUCCCUCGCUUAUUUACAAGCUAAGUGGCAUUCGCCUGAUCAGAUAAGAACUACCCCGGAGGAACAUACAAUAAAUUGCUCUUCAAUCACCAGCCAUAAACAAUGCUAUGGUCUAUUAAGGCAAUUGCAGUCUGCCCUUCAGUCGGAAAUUGGAGCCGAUCGGUUAUUGAAGCCUUUAAACGCUGAUAGGACAACCUCUGCAUUCAGGGCUCUUUAAGCUGUAUAAGCUACAAAAGUUUUUGCUGCGGGAAUUGUGAUUUACGUUGAGAUACUUUUUUUCCAUUUUUUUUCUAAACCUUACAAAAACCCAAUUAUUUUUCCCGAUAUUAAACAACAAUCGUCAUUUGACAUAAGAUGUGGUAAUGUUCUAUGCUGAUUGAGACUAUCCUAUGGCAAUGUUUCACCUUUACUUGGGUGUGCGAUGAUAAUGAAAACCAGGAGUACAUGUAGCAAACCCCAUGAUAUUGGAAUCGAUGUUUUGGUACUGUUAUGAUUUGGCGACAAUCGUCAAGGUGAUCGCUCAGGACCUCAACCACAUCAUAUUGGCUAUUGGCUUUCAUUCCACGUUCAGAGCUCUGUGUAUGUGUUCUUGUAUCUCAUUAUUGGGAAUCCCUUUUGUACUGAAGCAUCCUUGAUUCUUUUUUUUUUUAUUGCGAUUCUUUUCCCUUUGUUUUUGAUACCAUCAAUUGUAUUCCUGGACCGUCAUUUUUAGGUUCCCAGGAAAUUUUGUUACUUUUUAAAGAAUAUAAUCUUCAUUUACUAAUUUAUUUAUUCGUAUUUUGAUUUCUUUUUGGGAAUGUACAUAAUGUUCAUUUUCAAUGACAGUCUUGUCAAUAAAGUUGGCAGUUGAUUCACGUUAUUCACACAGUGGUUUGUUUAUGGAAUGGGAUCUAAGUAAACGCGUUAGGUUAAGUUAAUCGUAAACUACGCAAGUUCGUAAAGAACAAAGAUCGACAAAUUUCUU
This is a messenger RNA of Amaranthus tricolor (Joseph's coat), 2112 nucleotides long. RefSeq lists its product as uncharacterized. NCBI's taxonomy places the organism in Eukaryota, Viridiplantae, Streptophyta, Magnoliopsida, Caryophyllales, Amaranthaceae. The coding region runs from base 460 to 1365 and encodes 301 amino acids. The record is from RefSeq and is a predicted model, not a curated record. The transcript is spliced from 3 exons.